GACUAGGAAUGCCUUAAGAAUAUAAGAACUUUUAACACAUCUGAAGGUAUUGCUCUGUAAGCAUGUAGUUGGAUGUGGGAGAACCAACUAAGAACUAAGAAGUACGUAUAGUUAUUUCCAACCAUAUAUAACAAGAAACAAAAGUCCAGUUGUUUGGUUUAUUGGUUGGGAGAAAGUUAUUAGGGUCAGCUAGGGUGGUUUAGAAUUAUAGUUUUCAGGUAUAUGAUGGUAGUUUGGAACUUAUGGUCAUGGACAAUAGAAUAUGUAGAAAACCUUAGCGGUCAACAAUAACCAUCGAAAAAAGAAGAAGUUAGAGUGAGAAUGUAUACCGGCAUGUUGUAGCUACUAGUAGAUUGGUAAUUACGAAUUAUUUAUUUAUGACGAACGAUAAAUCAGGGCAUCCACGAGAAAUGCAUGUUAAUAAAAGUUCGUGAAAAAUGUUACAAAUCUCGAUAUACGAGUGAAACAGAUUUGGAAUGAAUAAUAAUUGUAUCAAGAAUCACGAUAAAUAUAUAAUUAUCCAACUGGUUUUCAUGUCGGCAUAAAAUUGCGAACUAGCAAAUAGAUGGUUUUUUGGCUGGUGUUGGAAAUUAAAGCUUUGUCUGUUAGAUUACUGGUCGUCUGGUCCACAGCCACAACACAGCAUGGGUAGGGUAGAGAUCAGUAAUGGUUUACCUAAUGAAUUGAAGCAUGGACAAGACAUGAUCAAGAGAUGGAGAGUUCCAGAAACAGGGGGAUUUUAUGGAUAAUAGCCAUACAUUUUUUUCUUUUGUCUUCUGGAACUGAAAGAGGGGACAACCACCAUUAAAGUAAAAGUAUUAAAUAAUAAAAAAGGGAAAAGAUCAAAAAUUAUUUUAUUUAAUAAAAAAAUUAGUCAGAUAGUGAAAUUUCCAUGGUCCAUGAAACCGUAUCGGAGACCGUAUCGGAAAAAUCAGCGACAUGGUAUUUUAUGACAAAACCGUGGUUUAACCGUUAGUACCGUUAAAUACAAGAGAAAAAUUUUAUCUAGUAAAAAGAUUAAAAAAUAAAUAAACACAAAGCAGCUAAGAACAAGGACAAGCCUAAGAAUCAUUCCAGGAGAUAUAAAUUACCACCGUCUUGAUCAAUUGAACUCCAAACAAAAAAAAAAAAAAAAAAAAGAGAAGAAGAAGAGGCCGAGACUUGUAUCAAGUUUCACUUCAUUUGUUCUUUUUUCUGUACACUGCCCAUACACACAAACACAUAUAUCAUACCCACAAAACCAGAAUGCACACAUCCAAAAUCCAGACACAAUAACACAAACAAAAAUCAAAACUAUCUUAGCUUCUUCCUCUUACCUGAAAACCAAUGGAUUCAAAGCUCGACCUUCUCCUCCGCUCCUUCACAUUCUACAUCUCAUCAAUCCUGUCCAUAAUCCGCUACUUCCUGACAAGCUUCAGCCGUUUCAAGCAAAUCCCAUCUGCAUUCACCGUCUCCGACACCUGCAUCUCGCUUUACUUUCGCCUCCUCGGCCUCUCCCCUGUCUCGAUCCACGUGGACGACGAGACAACCCUCCAUUUCUGGGCUAGCCGUGGCAGAAGUGGUGGCCGUGACCGGAAACCUGAUGAUGAGAGGCCUAACCUGGUCAUGAUCCACGGCAAGUGCGGGGACUCUCGCUGGCAGUUCAUGUACCAGGUUGGCCACCUGUCGCGGCGAUUCGACCUCUACAUCCCCGACCUGCUGUUCUUCGGCAAGUCCUACACGACGAGAAAGGAGAGGUCAGAAGCCUUCCAAGCGAAAUGCCUGGCGGAAGGACUGAGGAAGCUGGGGGUGGACAGGUUCUCCAUUUACGGGAUCAGCUAUGGAGGCUAUGUUGGGUAUCAUUUAGCUCACAUGAGUCCUGACAGAGUUGAGAAGGUUGUGCUGAUGAGCACCGGGGUGGGCUGCAACGACGACCAGAAGGACAAAAUGGUGGCGAAGCUCGGUAGAGAUCCUAAAGAGCUGCUCGUCCCUCGGACUUCAGAUGACCUGAGGGAGCUCAUGUAUAAGUCUGUUUACAAGAGCAAUUACAUGAAGCUGAUUCCUGAUUCUUUCCUUCAGGAUUAUCUCAAUGAUAUAGGUAGUAUCCACAGGAAGGAAAAGAUGGAGCUGGUGGAUCAUUUGUUGGCCAAGAACUCUGAUGCAGGAAGAAGCCUUCCUGUUUUAGCUCAGGAUACUCUUCUGAUAUGGGGCAACAAGGAUUAUGUGUUUCCAAUGAAUCUAGCUUACCAGCUGCAAAGGCACUUGGGAUCAAAAGCAAGAGUGGCAAUAGUCAAAGACGCAGGGCACGCAGUAAAUAUGGACGCUCCUGAUCAAGUUAACAGGCUCAUCGUAUCAUUCAUUUUGGGCUAACUGGUCACAGUAUUCACCAUUAAUCAUAUCUUUCAGCUCAAUUUGUUGAAUUUUUGGAUCAAAUAUUCAUUCGUGUAUUCAUCGAUAUUCUUGUAACGAUGCUUUGAAAUGCAAUCAGACAAAAGUACUUUAGAAUCUAAAAGCUAGAGUAUGCGUUUGAUCAAGAGAACAUAGCAUCAAACAAGCUCAAACAAUAUGUGAAGGCAGAUAAUCAAGUCCAAUAGGCAAACUCAAAAUGACAAAGACUUGAUGUAGAGGUUUAAUCAUAAAAAGCUUACCAAGGAGUUGGAGCGGCCUGAGUCUUGUUUGGAUAUGGUUAGCUAUAUGAUUAGGUUCCAUUCUCAGCCUGAAAUCAACUGCAAAGCUUUAGGUUCCAUUCUCGGCCUGAAAUCAACUGCAAAGCUUCCUGCCGCCACUGUGUUUUACCUGCAAUAGAACCUUAAAAUGAGUUGGUGAGAACUUCUGUUAGUCUACUCAAGUUCGAGAUUCUGGACUGCACCUAUAAUUGGUAGCAGAAGUUUUAUGGUUAGGAAUUUUUUUUUCCUGGAAAAUAAGCCUAGUAACUGAUCAUAACUGUGAUGGAAGAAAUGCUCCCUUUUCUCUCCAAGCUAAUAGGUUCGUUAGAGUUUAUGUAUUUGGUUAGCUAAUCUAACAUAUUAGAAGACCUCCUCCUAUAAAGAUUCGAUUUCCAAUUUCCUUCUAAUUCGGCAUUUACGAGAUUGCAACAUGGUCUCGGAGCCUAGUUACAAAGAUUUUUCCAAAAAGAAUAAUACAGGGUGAUAGAUAGGUUGCUACAGAGAGGAAGUAGAAAUCAAUGCACACAGUUUGAAGAAGCUGCUGAAUACUGAUAUGAUAUGUUGAUGAUCAAGCUAGACCAGACAAGAAAUCUCUGGAAUGCAC
Molecule: messenger RNA, 3249 nt
Organism: Linum trigynum
Lineage: Eukaryota; Viridiplantae; Streptophyta; Magnoliopsida; Malpighiales; Linaceae
Source: the annotation of a GenBank genome assembly